Manihot esculenta (cassava) is the source of this 892-nucleotide messenger RNA. Its product is annotated as ER membrane protein complex subunit 7 homolog. The transcript is spliced from 7 exons. Lineage: Eukaryota; Viridiplantae; Streptophyta; Magnoliopsida; Malpighiales; Euphorbiaceae. Gene Ontology annotation, cellular component: EMC complex. Gene Ontology annotation, molecular function: carbohydrate binding. Bases 67 to 693 code for a protein of 208 amino acids. The record is from RefSeq and is a predicted model, not a curated record.
UUAUCAGUGAAAAUAGUUCUCAUCGCCUGUGGGAUCUCUCAAACUCUCUGCUAGACUUCUGCUGUUAUGGCAUCCAUACUUGGAUCGAAAUCGGUUAUUCUCAUUCUUUUAAUUCAAUUAUGUCUGUCUGUCAUAACUCCAGCUCUUGCGAUUUCGACCGGGUCGACAGAUGGUAACACCAUCAACGGUCGAGUGAAGAUUGCAGGUGUGGGUGCAAAAGGUUUUGGUCUUCCUGGGAAACUAUCCAAUGUCAAAGUUAUACUUAAUGGUGGACAAAACAUCACUUUUCUGAGGCCUGAUGGAUAUUUUUCAUUCUAUAACGUGCCGGCAGGGACUCAUUUAAUUGAAGUGGCUGCAAUAGGCUAUUUCUUUUCUCCAGUCCGAGUUGAUGUUAGUGCGAGAUUCCCUGGCAAGGUUCAGGCGGCGUUGACAGAGAACAGAAGGGGACUGAGUGAGUUGGUGUUAGAGCCAUUGAGUGAUGAACAGUAUUAUGAGACUAGGGAACCCUUCUCCAUAAUGUCUGUUGUCAAAAGCCCAAUGGGUCUUAUGGUGGGAUUUAUGCUGGUGGUUAUGUUCCUAAUGCCCAAAUUAAUGGAGAACAUGGAUCCGGAGGAAAUGAGGCGAGCACAAGAAGAAAUGAGGCAACAAGGGGUUCCCUCGCUAGCGAGCUUAUUGCCAGGAGCACAGAGAUAAAUUUGUUCAAAUUUGAGCUCAUGCUGAAAAAUUCUGUAGCAUUGUCAUCGAAAGUUGUCAUUGAUGUUUCAAUGGAUCAUAUAUGCACACAAUUAUCAAUUCUCUCCAUCAUAGAUGACAAUUUGUUUAUUCAGACAGACUGGAAGAUUGUAUUGUUAAUAAUGUUCAUGUUUAAUUUGCAAGGAGAUUUUACCCAUUA